Schistocerca americana (American grasshopper) is the source of this 2346-nucleotide messenger RNA. RefSeq lists its product as uncharacterized. Lineage: Eukaryota; Metazoa; Arthropoda; Insecta; Orthoptera; Acrididae. Gene Ontology annotation, cellular component: SCF ubiquitin ligase complex. The coding region runs from base 121 to 1926 and encodes 601 amino acids. The transcript has 10 exons. Gene Ontology annotation, biological process: SCF-dependent proteasomal ubiquitin-dependent protein catabolic process. Gene Ontology annotation, molecular function: protein binding. The record is from RefSeq and is a predicted model, not a curated record.
GCGCUUGUCACAUCUUUGAGCACUUCUUAGAAAAUUGUGGCAGUGUUUAGGGUAUAAUGGUUGUUUGGAAUUGACGCAGCAAAUAGGUUGAGGGCUUUGUCGUCGAAGGCUUUUCGGAGCAUGGAAAACAAAUCGGAGCCUGUCGGCAUUGCCGCCCUUGGAAAAGGAGAAACUGAUGGAUCCCAAAACAGAGCUGUGGGAAAUGGAGAAAGUUCGGACCAUCAAAAAGAAAGAAAGACAGACGAGCCAAAACCACAGACAUCAGACGAAAGUUGCCGCAAGAGAAAAGUUAAGCUUGAAAGCAGUGAAAAAGUUCACAAAAGAAAACGAAUGCUUGUUCAGCGUUUGAAGCUGAGGUCUUUAAGGAAGAAAAAUGAAGCGGCUAGAAGAAGUGCUCAGCAGUACGGUCCAAGUCUCACAGACUUGUCAGACGAGUUGCUGCUGGUGGUGUUGCGUUCACUGCCACCUCGUGACGUGCGCUCUCUUGGGCAAGUGUCAUCACGGUUUGUUAAUGUGGUUGCUGACCAUACGUUGUGGGUGUCUCCAGACUUCCGUCACCAGAGAGGAUUGUCUUGUGAUCAGUUCUGUGAGCAGUACUUGCCAUUCUUAGGCCCGUGGACAACUUCGGUGGCUACUCGAGGUCCUCUCUUGUCUCCAGAACCAGCAAGCAGACUACUGCCACGAGUUGGCGACUACUUGUCGGCGGAGUUCGUCGCCAGACUGGAGGCGCGCUGUCCGAACCUGAAGGCGCUGGUACUGCGGGACCACCGCAUCGACGCACGUGAGGUCUGCCCGGGCACGCUGCCGCGCCGCCUCGAGCGCCUCUCCUUCCGCCGCUGUGGCCUGGUGGGCACACAGCCGGGCGACUCGUACUUCUCGGGCUUCCACACUGCACUCGCCCACCUGCAGGAACUGGAGCUCAACAGGUGCCCAUGGUUCUACUCACACUCACUGAUGGCACUGAGCAAGUGCGCUCACUUGAAGGUACUCCGCAUCACACAGUGUCCCGGCAUCGUCGACUCGCUCCCGUACAUCAGCCUUUCCUGCCGGUUUGGCUUCAAGAGCUUGGAGGUGCUGGACUUGAGGCAGACACCGGUGGGGGAUCCGGAGGUGAUGUGCUUCAGCCAGCUGCAGCGGCUGGAGGAGCUCCUGCUGGAGCGGCCGGGCGCCGUCGCGUCCGCCGUCGCCGACAGCUCGGACUCGUCGGACGGCAGUGACGCCGAGCUGCUGCCCUGCACCGCGGGCGCUUCCGCGGCCGGGCGCUGGCCCGUGCCGCGCUGUCGCUGCGGCGAGUCACCGCCCGAGUGGGGCGGCGGCAGCGGGGCCGGGCGGCCCUGCUACGGCGGCGCCAACUGCGGCUGCUGGGGCACCGGGGGGCGCUGCAGCCCGCCGCCCGACGACGUGGACCACCACCAGCACGCCCACAGCAGCUGGCACCACGAGGUCGGGCACACGUUGCAGGGUCGUCAUCCAGGAGUCAACUGCGUGGACUGGUCACCGAGCUUGAUGGAGUCUGUAUCUGACACUGGGAUCUGCUCCCUGGGGAAGGGCACACGCUCCGCUCCGGGCGUGGUCGUCGUGCGGAUGGUCGGCAUUGCCCUGACAGAGCACAACCCGCGCCUCCGGAAGCUUGUUGUCCGCGGGUUCUCAUACGUGACUGAUGCGAGUGUCCGCUACCUGGCCCUGGUGAACACACUGCGCCACCUGGACCUCGCGGGCUGCGGAGUGACACGCCGUGGUCUUGAGGCGUUUGCUGCUCUCCGCCCUGACGUCGAAGUUGUGGGACUGCAACGGAAGAGAACAGAAUGGGAGGAGUACAGGGACCGGAUCGAAGGGUCCCUGGCGGACAAGGCGGCGAGGGAUGUGGCGAUACCCGAGAAUACGAGGAGUGCCGGCCACUCAAAGACGUCACAGAGGACGGGCUGAGAACCGGCGCAGGAGCAGCAGGAGGCGGAAGGGCGCUGAUAUACUGUGCCGCUCCUGCUGCUUCUCAGAGGACUGCUUCGUUUGCUGUACACCAGUAUUACUUGCGGUGGACCACAUAGCGGCUGACUGGGCCAGAAUACUCCCAGAUGUGUGUAUUCAGUGCUUUUUCUCUGUUUUUCAAAUUAGUGCAUCACAUUUUCGCUUUAUAGCACUUUGUAUUUCCUGUGUAAAUCGUCAUCUCAAAAGACUGUCUGUUUGACAAACCUUUACAAGUUGGAUGUCAACAGCACACUUGAAACUUGUGCCACAAAAAUAUUUAGUGAAGAACAUAUGGCUAGUUGUUUUAUGUUUACAUUAUACUAACAGAUGUUUUACAUACACAGUGUUAAAUGUUUUUUGUGCACAUGCUCGUGUGUGUGU